CGCUCUCUGGUACGCUUUUAUUUUGACGAGAGUGUUCUGUUCACAAAAAGUUAACGGAAGUUGCGUUGGUGUACUUCCGUGGCAAAAGACAAAAAUGGCAGAACGGGGAUACAGUUUUUCUCUCACAACAUUUAGCCCCUCUGGCAAACUGGUGCAGAUUGAAUAUGCUCUUUCCGCUGUAGCAGCCGGUGCUCCAUCUGUAGGAAUCAAAGCAUCAAAUGGAGUUGUGCUUGCAACUGAGAAGAAACAGAAGUCCAUACUGUAUGAUGAACAGAGCGUGCACAAAGUUGAGCUCAUAACCAAACACAUUGGCAUGGUGUACAGUGGCAUGGGUCCUGACUACAGGGUGCUGUUGAGGAGAGCAAGGAAGCUGGCGCAGCAGUAUUUCCUGGUAUACCAAGAGCCAAUCCCCACAGGCCAGCUGGUACAGAGAGUGGCUUCUGUUAUGCAAGAAUACACACAGUCAGGAGGUGUUCGGCCGUUUGGAGUCUCUCUUCUCAUUGCCGGUUGGGAUGAGGACAGACCAUACUUAUUUCAGUCAGACCCAUCGGGAGCAUACUUCGCCUGGAAAGCCACAGCAAUGGGAAAGAACUAUGUGAAUGGAAAAACAUUCCUUGAAAAAAGAUAUAAUGAAGAUCUGGAACUUGAAGACGCUAUACACACUGCCAUCUUAACUUUGAAGGAAAGUUUUGAAGGUCAGAUGACGGAGGACAACAUCGAGGUGGGGAUCUGUAAUGAGGCAGGAUUUCGCAGACUGUCACCUGCCGAGGUGAAGGAUUACCUGGCAGCAAUCGCUUGAACAACAGCACUACAGCUGCUUACACAGUUCAUUAUUUCGGUUUGGUUGUUCAUUUGAAUGCUGAAUUGAUAUUAUUUGUACAUCUGUGUAACUGAUUUCUCUAUAAAAGGAUGCAUAUUAUCGACAAAUGUUACAUCCUGUGUAUUUCACUGACAUUUCUUUGUGAUUUUUGUACCUGACUGUAAUUAUAAAUUACCUUCACAGUACUGUCAGUGCUAAGGGGAUCUUUCCUUGAGGCUAAGUUCAUGUACAUUUUUCAAACAUAAA
This is a messenger RNA of Carassius gibelio (silver crucian carp), 1066 nucleotides long. RefSeq names its product proteasome subunit alpha type-2-like. Bases 95 to 799 code for a protein of 234 amino acids. The record is from RefSeq and is a predicted model, not a curated record. The transcript is spliced from 8 exons. Gene Ontology annotation, cellular component: proteasome core complex, alpha-subunit complex; proteasome core complex. NCBI's taxonomy places the organism in Eukaryota, Metazoa, Chordata, Actinopteri, Cypriniformes, Cyprinidae. Gene Ontology annotation, biological process: ubiquitin-dependent protein catabolic process.